GUGUCCACGAGAUGGCGAUAGCUACUCGUUAGUUAUCUGUGGCUCUAAGGAUGCUGGGAAGUUUCCGCUACGGAAGUGUCACUGGACAGAGGUUGCUAGCUGAACGUUAGGUAAAGUUAGCAGAGAGACCACAGAGGAAGAGGGACCUCCAAACAUGGAGGACACAAGCACUGUGAUGUCGUGGUUUUCCAGCCCCGUGUACAACCGCUACUGGCAACACUACUACCAGGCCAUGGCUUGGCACCAGAGACACAGACGUGCCUACCGUAAAGCCCUGGAGGCCGCCUAUGGCCCCGGCUACAGCCAGGAGCAGUUUCCCUGCAGCCCGCAGCGCUACGCAGACUGGCACGCCCCAAAGAGUGACAAGGGCGACGAGGGGGAUGAGGAGAGCAGCUCUGACAGCGAGAUCGAGUGCGAUGUCAGUAACAUGGAGAUCAGCGAGGAGCUACGGCAGUACUUUGCCCAGACGGAGAGACACAGAGAGGAGCUGAAGAAGCAGAUGGAGGCCGAGCAGCAGGACUGCUACGUGCUGGCCGACCAGGACCUGCGCAGCGGCUCCCAGAAAAGCACCGGAGCUCCUCCCAUCGAGCGACCGGGUGAGAGACGCGUGGCCGAGAUGAAGAAGCUGUACGGCCAGGACUCCGCCAAGAUCUUGGCCAUUGAGACGGCAAUGCAGCUCACGUUUGACAGAAACUGUGACCGGAAGCAGCCGAAGUACUGGCCUGUUAUCCCUCUGAAACUGUGACUUUGCUGCAGGUAGAAUCAUAAAAUUAAGUUAUUUUAGGCACAGUUGUGGAUUAGUAAACAUUUCGUAUAUAUUAUCGUGUUCUAUCCUCACAGAACCAGCAUUUUGGGAGCUGAUAAAAUGCUUUUUUUUUUGGAAAACAGGUCCCAGAGUAAAACAUUUUUAAAUCGCCACCUUUGAGUUUUCAUAGAUAAAAUUAUCAUGUCACACUUUUAUAACCCUUAACCACACUAUACGUACCACAUACAGGCCUGGAGUAUAUAUACCUCAACAUUUAGAGUUGUUUUGUGUGCAUGAACACAUUUCGGGAAAGUUUUUAAAAAUAAAAAGUAUAGGAAAAGUUCAGUUUCCAUGUGGAUAAGGACUAAAAAGUGACUUAAAUUAAUUAAAUCUCAUGGUUGUCAUAAAACAUGCAACACUGAGUCUUAUGAUGUUCUAAAUGUGUUGCGUAUAAAGGCUAACGCGCAGUACCUAACCUUAAAGCUUUUUAGGACAGAAUCAAAUUAAGCUGAGUGUGUGUUUCCCUCUAAUCUGUUGUUGUUAUUUACCUCAUAGCUCGCCGAUGCUUCAUCCUGCAGCGGCUCCUCUCAUAACCACAACUAUUUAUACACAAAUGUUUCAACACACUCAGUGAUGUGUAGUUCCUGUUGUGUGUUUAAGGAGAAAUCUUGAAUAUUCUCUUUUUUUAUAUACUGAAGUGUGUUUGUUUUUACAUAAUAAACUGUUACUUGUUUGGAUAAAAAAAAACAGCGUGUGGUUCCUGUUCUCGAUGACACGCUGUGACUGCGAUUCAGCUUUUUCUACAUUUAGAAACUGGGUCAGUGUUUUGUUAGUGUAUAUUUCAUUCAGGAUUUCUAAUGCUGAAUCUGCAUUUUACGGAGAUAUUUGUUCAUCCAGAGAAUGUCCACAGUGUCUGUGUAAUGUUUUAUCUUACCAGUGAUGUUCAUCUUGAGUCACUGACCUUCUGACCCCACCUAAUACCAUUAUGUAAUGGGUCAAACUGACGUAUGUCCUCGCAGAUUAUGUUUUAUUUUUUUAUGCAAAGACAAAACAGGAAAUGUUCAAACUAGCUACAGUCAUGCUGGAUAUGUUAGCCUCCAUUUUGUGUAAUUUUUUUAAAUUUAAAAGUUUCUGUUUGACAAAUUCCUUUGCCAAAUUAUGUCAAGAAACAAUAUGAAAAAGGAAAUAUGUGUUCACUAUAUACAAUUGUUUUCAUUUAGUGUA
Messenger RNA from Solea solea (common sole), 1969 nucleotides. It is a transcript of the gene gemin8, whose product is annotated as gem (nuclear organelle) associated protein 8. The coding region runs from base 155 to 745 and encodes 196 amino acids. The record is from RefSeq and is a predicted model, not a curated record. Gene Ontology annotation, cellular component: SMN complex. Gene Ontology annotation, biological process: spliceosomal snRNP assembly. Lineage: Eukaryota; Metazoa; Chordata; Actinopteri; Pleuronectiformes; Soleidae. The transcript is spliced from 4 exons.